Messenger RNA from Tarenaya hassleriana, 2289 nucleotides. Its product is annotated as probable serine/threonine-protein kinase WNK3. Gene Ontology annotation, cellular component: cytoplasm. The record is from RefSeq and is a predicted model, not a curated record. Lineage: Eukaryota; Viridiplantae; Streptophyta; Magnoliopsida; Brassicales; Cleomaceae. Gene Ontology annotation, biological process: protein phosphorylation; intracellular signal transduction. Gene Ontology annotation, molecular function: ATP binding; protein serine/threonine kinase activity. The transcript is spliced from 8 exons. Bases 276 to 2039 code for a protein of 587 amino acids.
AUCAAAGCUUCAAACAAAUCUAAAGUCCAUGUGAAAACAAAAGAGAGAUCCUUCACACAAAGUCAGUCAGGACUCAGGAGUCACGUUUCGAGUUCUGCAUAACACCUGAUUCGAUCAAAAGUCCCGCAUCUGAAUCCCUCUCGUUUCGGAAUUGGAAUCCGUUUUUCUCCCAAUUUCCUGGGGAUCCUUCAGUUUUCUCGUUUUAGCAAUUUCUGAUCCUCUGAGAUUUGGUAGAGCCGAAUUCUGGAUAAGGGUGCUUGGGUUCUCGCAAGAACAUGACGGGACCGCCACCGGAUUUGUCGGUCGAGCAAGAACAGGAUGAUCCAGAUGGGUUCGUCGAGAUUGACCCGAGUGGUCGUUACGGUCGGUAUAAGGAGGUUUUAGGAAGAGGAGCUUUCAAGAAAGUAUACAGAGCGUUUGAUGAACUGGAAGGAAUAGAGGUGGCAUGGAAUCAGAUCAAGGUAGCUGAUCUGUUGCGUAAUUCGGUGGAUAUGGAACAUCUAUAUUCAGAAGUUCAUCUUCUCAAGACUCUGAAGCACAAGAAUAUAAUAAAGUUUUACCAUUCAUGGGUUGAUUCAAAGGACGAGACCAUCAAUUUCAUCACUGAAAUUUUCACCUCGGGAACUUUACGACAGUAUAGGAAGAAGCAUAAGCAUGUUGAUUUGAGGGCAUUGAAGAAAUGGUCUCGACAGAUUCUAGAGGGUCUUACUUAUCUUCACGGUCAUGAUCCUCCUGUGAUCCACCGAGAUCUGAAGUGUGAUAAUAUCUUCAUCAAUGGCAACCAGGGCGAAGUCAAAAUUGCAGAUCUUGGUUUAGCUGCCAUUUUGCACCAAACUCAUUUAGCCCGUAGUGUUAUCGGUACUCCGGAAUUUAUGGCACCCGAGCUUUACGAAGAGGAAUACAAUGAGCUUGUUGACAUUUACGCUUUUGGGAUGUGCUUGCUCGAGUUGGUGACAUUUGAAUAUCCAUAUGCCGAGUGUGCCAAUGCUGCUCAAAUAUACAGAAAAGUAACUUCGGGAAUAAAACCAGCUUCACUUGCAAAGGUCGAGAAUCCUGAAGUCAGAAUAUUUAUAGAAAAGUGUAUUGCCAAAGUGUCUGACCGAUUAACUGCCAAGCAACUUCUGGAGGACCCGUUUCUGCGUUCCGAUGAGUUGGAAGUCAUAAGUCAUCAUCCUCUGCCUUCCAAUACCCGUCAUUCAGAUACCGGCAAUGUAUUGAAUGCAUCGGAAAAUGCUGCUGCAGCUGAGUCUGGUAUAGAUUUGUCAGUACAAGGGCAAAGAACAGAUAUGAACACUAUAUUUCUGAAACUGCGAAUACCCGAUUCCACAGGUCAUCUUCACAACAUUCAUUUCCCAUUCAAUACCGAGGCAGAUACACCGACCUCUGUUGCUUCUGAGAUGGUGGAGGAGCUUGACCUGACUGACCAAGAUGUUUCAACUAUCGCUGAGAUGAUCGAGUCCGAGAUAAGAUCCCACAUUCCAGACUGGGCAUCGAUAGGAUCCAACGAAGAAAAUCCCGAUGGAACUGCUGCAAAUCCAUAUGAUCGUGAAACAGGGGAAGACGAUAAUUCUCCUGCCCCGAGUGAUAAAUCUACCUUGAGCGCGGAGACUAAUUCACCUUAUGCAUUUUCAGUGGAAACACUUCCGUCUGGUAGGACCUACUGCUCUUUGGGCAAAGCCGAAAACGAAAACUCUCUAAGAAAGCAUCAUGCCUCGGAGUUAUCAUCGGAUGCUGGCACCAUUAGGCACGAAGACAGCUUAAACAAACAUGUUCAGAAUGGACAUACUUCAGAUGAUUGCAAGGAAAAGAAGAGUGAUGGAGAUGAGGGCAGCGAAAUGCGAACUGGGAUGGAGAUGGAGAUCAAGAAUUUAGGGAGCAAACUCGAGAAAUUAUUAGUGAAGCACGAGGAGGAGCUGAAUGAGUUAACGAGGAAGCAUGAGCUUGCUGUUUCAGAACUCCUUCAAGAGCUCCCACCAGACACCCUUCAGAAGGUUCUGUCUGUCUGCUGCAAGUCAAAAGUUGUUGAAUUCAAACGCUAGGGCAUGACCAGGUCAACGUUUACUACAAGAAACAAGUGAGAGUUCUAACAAGGGUUUGAGAGUCAAUGCAAAGAUUCCCUCUUUCUUGGUUUGUUUUCUGGGUUUGAUCCGAUUCUUGUCACGGAAACACUAGAAACUUUGUACAGAACAAAGAGGAUAAUCUUGAAUCACUGAGAAUCUCAUAUGGGGUAUUAUCAAAAACAAGUUUUCGGAUUGUUAGUCACUUAAAGGAGGGGUUUGUUUCUCUUCA